Calidris pugnax (ruff) is the source of this 984-nucleotide messenger RNA. RefSeq names its product trace amine associated receptor 5 (gene TAAR5). Gene Ontology annotation, molecular function: trace-amine receptor activity. The coding region runs from base 223 to 984 and encodes 253 amino acids. Gene Ontology annotation, cellular component: membrane. Gene Ontology annotation, biological process: G protein-coupled receptor signaling pathway. The record is from RefSeq and is a predicted model, not a curated record. NCBI's taxonomy places the organism in Eukaryota, Metazoa, Chordata, Aves, Charadriiformes, Scolopacidae. The transcript is spliced from 5 exons.
CUUUCAGUUGGGGGAAUUACAAUGACAGAAAACAAGUGUAUGUGUAGGGAAAGAGAAGAAUUAUUUCUUAUCAUACCCAUUUUGCAACAGAUUUCCAUCAGAUGUGUUCACUGCUACUGCUUCCUAAUCCACAGCAGGAUUUGAAAACUUUGGGAAACUCGUGAAAAUUAAAUCUGCCCUGUGGAACCGCAUCUCCAGUGGAAAAAAUCAAAUAAAGGAUGGAUGAUGCUUUCUCCAAAUAUCUCCAGGGAUUUGACUGAUUGCUCCGAGUUUGGAAACAGCUCCUGUCCUGAGAGCUCUAGGGCGCCGGGAGUGCGAGGGCUGGCCAUUUAUCUGGCCUGUGCCUCGGGCAUGCUGGUCACAGUGGUGGGGAACCUGCUUGUCAUCAUUGUUGUUUCCCAUUUCAAAGCUCUGCACACCCCCACCAACCUCCUGCUCCUCUCCCUCGCCCUUGCUGACCUCCUCCUGGGGCUGACCGUGCUGCCUUUUAGCACCAUCCGGUCCGUAGAGAGCUGCUGGUAUUUUGGAGAUGACUUCUGUAGGUUGCACACCUUUCUGGACACCCUCUUUUCCAUCGAAGGAGGCCUGGGCCAUUUUUUGGAAGAGGUGCCCUGCGUUGGUAGCUGUCAGCUGCUCUUCAACAAACUCUGGGGGUGGUUGAACUUCCCGGUGUUCUUCUUCCCUUGCCUCGUAGGAGCAUCCAAGAGGGAAAGGAAAGCAGCAAAGACCCUGAGGGUAGCUGUAGGAGUCUACCUCCUGUGCUGGCUGCCCUUCACUAUUGACACUAUGGUAGACAGUCUUCUGGAUUUCAUUACCCCCCCAGUUUUGUUUGACAUCCUGAUUUGGUUGGCUUACUUCAAUUCUGCCUGCAAACCCUUGAUCUAUGUGUUUUCCUACCGUUGGUUCAGGAAAGCUGUGAAACUAGUCUUAACUCGUGGGAUCUUUUGUUCCAGGACAUCUACGGUAGACUUGUACCAGGAAUGA